Sceloporus undulatus (fence lizard) is the source of this 588-nucleotide messenger RNA. RefSeq names its product secreted RxLR effector protein 161-like. The coding region runs from base 1 to 588 and encodes 195 amino acids. NCBI's taxonomy places the organism in Eukaryota, Metazoa, Chordata, Lepidosauria, Squamata, Phrynosomatidae. The record is from RefSeq and is a predicted model, not a curated record. The transcript has 2 exons.
AUGUUGAAGUCUUAUUUAGGGAUAAAUGUAGAAUGGACUGAAGAAGGGCAUUGUUUGCUGAGUCAAAGCAAGAAAAUUGAAAGGUUAAUUGAGAAAUGUGGUUUACAGAGUGCAAAGGUUGUGAAAACUCCGAUGACUACAAGUUUUGUGUCAGAGGAAGUUACAAGAGCUUUUGAGGAUAAAAGAUUGUUUAGAAGUGUUGUUGGAUCUUUACAGUUUAUUUCUAGCCAUACCAGACCAGACAUCUCAUACCCGGUUCAUGUUUUGGCAAGAAGAGUGAACGACCCGAGAAUUGAGGAUUGGACAGCAGUGAAACAUUUGAUUAGGUAUCUGAAAGGAACCAUGGACAAGAGGUUGAUAAUUAGAAAAAGCAAUGCUGAUUUGGAAUGUUAUGUAGAUAGUUCAUUUGCUUCGGAAUCAGGAGACAAAAAGUCAGUGUCUGGAAUGAUUAUAAGAUACAGCGAAAGUCCCAUUGUGUGGAGAAGUAGAAAACAGACAAACGUAGCAUUGAGCACUAGUGAGGCCGAGUUCGCAGCUUUGAAUGAAAUCACAAAUGAGAAAUUCAUGAAGAUUCACAGUCCUGUAUAG